GCCUAGGGUUAAACCCUAACCCUAAACCCUGCCCUAGGGUUAAACCCAAACCCUAAUCUAGGGUUAAACCCUAACCCUAAACCCUACUCUAGGGUUAAAUCCUAACCCUAAAUCCUAGCCUAGGGUUAAACCGUAACCCUAAACCCUAGCCAAGGGUUAAACCCUAACCCUAAACCCUAGCCUAGGGUUAAACCCUAACCCUAAACCCUGCCAUAGGGUUAAACCCUAGCCUAGGGUUAAACCAUAACCCUAAACCCUGCUAUAGGGUUAAACCCUAACCCUAAACCCUGCCAUAGGGUUAAACCCUAGCCUAGGGUUAAACCAUAACCCUAAACCCUGCUAUAGGGUUAAACCCUAACCCUAAACCCUGCCCUAGGGUUAAACCCUAACCUUAAACCCUGCCCAAGGGUUAAACCCUAACCCUAAACCCUGCCCUAGGGUUAAACCCUAACCCUAAACCCUGCCCUAGGGUUAAACCCUAACCCUAAACCUUGUCCUAGGGUUAAACCCUAACCCUAAACCCUAGUCUAGGGUUAAACCCGAACCCUAAACCCUAACCCUAAACCCUGCCCUAGGGUUAAACCCUAACCCUGCCCUAGGGUAAACCCUGACCUAGAGUUAAACCCUAACCCUAAACCUUAGCCUAGGGUUAAAUCCUAACCCUAUAAAUCCUAACCCCUUGGUAUGUAUAUAUAUCCUUAUAUUAUUUAAUUAGUAUAAUGAGACAAAGAUGUAUUUCUAUAUCUAAGGGAUUUAGACUAAUCUAGUGUUUCUAUUAUGGGUUAGAUUAGGAUGAUUAUGUUGUACAUACACCUUGUGGGUGAAUGAAUAAGAUGCACAAUUAGGCAUAUGAUGUUUCAAACAAGAUUUACUUCCAAUGAAACUGACGUCUUCCUGUGUGGGGAGAAAUGUUCGUCCUCUAGGCAAGAAAAAUAAAAGUUACUUUUAACUGAUUUUUAUAUAUGAUAGAAGAAAUAUUAAAGUUUACGAUCAUAAAAUAAUUGAGGGUUUUUUAUCUAAUGUUUUAAAAUCUUAUCCGGAGUUCUUAAUUUAAUGUUUUUAAUAUAUGACAUCUCCCCACAUGGGGGAGAAAUGUUUGUCCUCUGGACCCGUGAUGUUAUACUUACAUGCAGAAGUUUCUUUUGUGGUUCAUAUACAUGAGAGAAAAAAAACUCUGAAUGAUGAUUACAUACAAUUUGAAGCAACAUCAAAUGCUUUUGAGCAUGAAGAGAGUAGCUAUCUGGUUAAAGGUAAGUCAUCUGGAUGAGCAGAGGCAUUGGCGUUAAAAGUCAUCUGGAUGAGCAGCAUCGAAACCAUACUUGAUUACUUGAUAAGAACAAAAAACUAAUCAUAACUAAAGACCACAUGUCAUCUGGAAUAUUUUAAUGUCUACGUAAGCAAAUAAAAAACGCAUCGUACUAUAGAUGAUAUACCUUUGGAAGGACCAUGUGAUAAAAAGCAAAUAUGUAACAGAAUAUAUACAUUUAUAAGAAUCUUCUCAAAAGAUAUGCCAAGUUAAGUUUUAAAAUAAAAUAUGCCAAGUCUUUCUUCCUUUUCUAUUAAAGUGUUCUAAGAAAACACUCAUGCGGUUUCAUAUUGUAUACUUUCUUAUAUAAUCCAAUGUACACAUAUUAAAAAUAAUAAUUUAAAUUAUUUUAUUUAAUUAUAAUUUAUAAUUAGUUUAUUUAAUUAUAAACAUACAUUAGAAUACAAUUAGUCACACAACACAUUUAAAAUUAUUUGGAAUUUUGUAAUCUGAAUGGAAGAAACAUAGUUUUUCAGUUGAAAACGACAUACUAAACAGUAGAUAUUAAAUGUGAUGUUGAUACUGUGGUAAAAUCAGCUCUCUCAUUGCUAAACUCAUCUUCUUCUAAUGGAGUGUAGGCUGUUUAUUUAUGAAAUGAAAUUGUGUGUUUUAUCAAAAAAAAAAGCCAGUAGUAGAUAUACAUCCAUUGAGCAAUAAAAAUGUUGGCUGUGAACCGCACAACGAUAACGUUAUUCGCUUGGUUUUGUUUAUAAUAUCCUUCUCGAAUAAAUUUGUCCCCCAUUCUUUAACAAUAACAGAAAAGCUAUCCACAUUUUUUUUCUUUGACGACACCGAUAUGGAUGUAUCGUCGUGGCUUGUCGAGCAUGAAAGUUGAGAGUUAUUCAUCAAAAAAUUGAUGCUUCUGAGUGAUAUCAUUUGAAAGGGGAAGGACCACGCGUCUUCGAUACCUUAUCUCCCUGCAUGUCUUGGCUUUAGUAUAACGAAACUCGACCCUUUUCCGUAUAUAUAUAUAUAUAUAUAUAUAUAUAUAUAUAUAGAUGCAUACAUGUGAAACGCCAACAACAGGAGAAAAGAACGAGUAGUAUACGUAAGUCAUUAAUUCGAUCAUGGAGAUGAACAGUUCAAGGAGAUCAAGAGGGUUCAAGAUAGCUAAGCUACUGCCCUUUUGCAAAGCUCUCAAGCCUCCAACUGCCUCCCAAGACCUUUACAAUAAUGUUCACUACACUUCCUCCACCACAACUUCCUACGCUCCUCAACCUGAUUUCAAUAACUACGUAACUCCUCUUCCUCCUAAAGUUAGCUUCCUCCUUCAACCAUCCGUGGCUCAUGAGGGGGAGGAUAUGGACAAGAAGCUUAACAAGAUGAGAGAAAAGCUGAUCGGCAGAGGGAUUAAUGGUAUGGAAGAUUGUGUUGACGCUAGAGCCGCUUCUUAUAUAUCUUCGGUUCGAGAAAGGUUCAAGCUGGACCAUUGUGAGAGACUGACGACGACUGUUGUUAGCUUAGAUCAUGAAGAUGUUGACCGUUAGAAUUUAGGUGACCUAUAAAUCUGUCAGAACACGUCAGAAAAAAAAACACUCGCCACAAAAGCUUAAAGCCAAUCGUUAAGUUAAAUACAAGUUUCGUUGGGUUGUUUUUUUUUUUUUUUGAACUAUUUCUUGCAUUAAAAUAAAAAGAAGAGUAGCAAAAGUGACAAUAAGCCAAUUUUAAUACAGACCCAAUAGAAACCCAUUAGAACCUAAUUGCCAAAGGGGAAGCCCAAACAAGGAGAAUGAAACAGAGGCCCAACCCCCCUAGUUAGAACAAUCGUAGAACGAGAUUAAAAACUAGUUAGAACCCUAGUUAGGCUGACGAGA
Molecule: messenger RNA, 3120 nt
Organism: Brassica napus (rape)
Lineage: Eukaryota; Viridiplantae; Streptophyta; Magnoliopsida; Brassicales; Brassicaceae
Source: RefSeq, a predicted model, not a curated record